AUGGACGGUUUUGUGUCCCGUAUGGAGCGUGCGCUGACGCAGCGCCCCCCACGGAAGCGCGCUUUGCCGGCCCCCUCAUCGGUCUUUUCUGGGGAUUCUGCGGAAGAGGGGGAAAUUUCUACUGCGGCCGCACAGCCCGACCAGGGGGACUCCUCUCAGGCGGAGUCUGGUAGUGACGACGAGUCGGGGUCCACCCUUAUGGUCCAGGAGCGUGAAUUGGUCACGGCCUUGGUUCGCGCUGUGCGGGAAACGCUAAAAAUUGAAGACACUCCGAGCUCUUCGGCGCUCCCGCCGGUUCCUUUUGGGACGCACAGGAGUAGGCGUUCUACUAAGGUCUUCCCUUACGUUCCUUUUUUUGAUGAUUUUGUCUACAAGGAGUGGAAGCGCCCGAGCAAGUCGUUUACAAUUCCCAAACGCUUCUCGGUUCGCUAUCCUUUUGAGGAGUCCUUCCUGUCUAAGUGGUCUACUCCCCCCGCGGUGGAUCCGCCGGUUUCUCGCCUGAACAAGGCUACGGUUAUCCCGGUGGAGGAUUCGCCUUCCUUUCGGGAUCCCUCGGAUAGGAAGGCGGAGGCGGUGGCGCGUACUAUGUACUCGGUUUCCGGGGCUCUGCUGCGCCCCGUGUUGGCUUCGGCCCUGGUCUCCCAGACUUUAACUGAGUGGAUGAAGAUGCUGCGUCAGGGUCUUGCGGAGGAGAACGUGUCUCCUGCUUAUGUCGAUCUGACGGAGCAGCGCCUGGCGGACCUUCAUGGCGCGGUGGCGGGUCUUUUGUCCCAAGGGGUGGUGAUUCCGGUUCCCUCCUCGGAGAGGUUCAGAGGAUUUUACUCAAACCUAUUUACGGUGCCAAAGAAGGAUGGGGUUCGUCCCAUCCUGGACCUCAAGCGGUUGAACGUCUUUGUGCGCGUUCGCCGGUUCCGGAUGGAAUCGAUCCGCUCUGUGGUGGCGUGUCUUCACCAGGGGGAUUUCAUGGCCUCCCUCGACAUCAAGGAUGCCUACCUUCACGUUCCUGUUUGUACCUUCCACCAACGCUAUCUUCGCUUUGCGGUAGGGGACGACCAUUACCAGUUUGUCGCUCUGCCCUUCGGUCUGGCGUCGGCACCUCGGGUGUUCACCAAGGUGUUGGCCCCGAUCUUGGCCCCGAUCUUGGCCCUGUUGCGUUGUCGGGGGAUCUCGGUGGUGGGGUACCUGGACGACCUUCUGCUGAAGGCGGAGUCGCAUUCCUCUCUGGUGACAGAUCUGACGAUCGCCGUCCGAUCGUUGGAGGAGUUCGGCUGGCUCCUGAACUUCCAGAAGUCCUGCCUGAUACCGACCACUCGGUUGGAGUAUCUGGGGUUGAUUCUGGACUCCACCUCGGCGCGGGUUUUUCUACCCCCCGAGAAGCUUCUGAAACUUCGCUCGCAUGUGGCGCUACUACUGACACGUCGAUGGUCGACGUUCCGGUCUUGCAUGCAGCUACUCCAACUUCUAAAGAAGUCCUACGUUAUUGAAGAAUUUAAAGUUUGUGACAUUUUCAAUAAAUUUUACGGAGAACUUGCAGUUAAAACUAAAUUGUCAGACACAGUUCUGGAGAAAGUCUAUGAGCUUCUAGGAGUUUUGGGAGAAGUGCAGCCCAGUGAAAUGGUGGACAAUUCUGAGAAACUAUUUAGAGCUUAUUUGGGAGAAUUGAAAACUCAGAUGACUUCAUCUACUAGAGAGCCAAAGCUGGCAGUGGUAGCUGGAUGUCUGAGGGGAUUGUGUGCACUUCUGAUUAACUUUACAAAAUCCAUUGAUGAAGAUGCCAAAGCCUCAAAAGAGAUUUUUGAGUACAUGGUGAAAGCAAUAAGCCCACAGAUUGAGUUGAAGAGAUAUGCAGUCCCUGCAGCUGGUUUAAAUAUUAUGGCCCUUCAUGCUUCCCAGUUCAGUGGUUACCUCAUAGAGAAUUAUCGGUCCCUCUUUGAAGUAUUGUCUAGGUGGUGUGGCCACUCCAAUCAUGAAAUGAAAAAACUUGCAUUUGUAGCUUUGGAAUCCUUUUUAAAACAAGUAGCAUUGUUGGUUACAAAUGACGCUGAAGCUCACAAGGACAAGCUGCAGUUCUUUAUGGAGCAGUUUUAUAAGAUCAUCAGAAAGAUGGAGUACUCUAACAAGGAACUCUCCAUUGCAAUUCGGGGCUAUGGUCUAUUUGCAGCGCCAUGUAAAGCAGUGAAUAGAAAGGAUGUGGAUUUUAUGUAUAUUGAACUUAUUCAACGUUGCAAGCAAAUGUAUCUCACAGAGGCCAACACAGAAGAGGACAAUGUGUUCCAGCUGCCAAACUUUCUUCAGUCAAUUGCCAGUGUCAUACUUCACAUGGAUGCUAUACCUGAAGUAUACACACCUGUACUUGAGCGUCUCCUGGUUGUCCAGAUUGACACAUUUCCACAAUAUAGCCCAAAAAUGCAGUCCUCUUGCUGGAAGUCAAUCAUUAAGGUGUUCUUGUCUCUGGCAGGGAAGGGGCCAGUGCUCUGGAGCCUGAUCAGUACUGUGGUGCACCAAGGAUUAAUUCGAGUCUGUUCCAAGCCAGUCAUAUUUGAAAAGGAUGAAUAUGGAAAAGAUGGUUCAGGUGGAAUGGAAGCUUUUGGUGAAGUCCGGACAGGAAAGUGGAGAAUUCCUACCUUCAAAGACUAUUUGGAUUUAUUCAGAAGUUUACUCAACUGUGACCAGAUUAAGGAUACCAUAUUCUCAGAUGAAGUAGUCCAAACUGUAAAUUCACCUCUGCAGUCUCUGAAUAGAUUAUUGUAUGACGAACUUAUAAAAUCUGUUCUGAAAAUUAUUGAGAAGUUAGACCUUACACUCCAAAAACACGAUCCUGGCCAAUUGGAUGAUGAAGUUCAAAGCAGCUCUUUAGUUAUUGCAACCUCUGACCCAGCAGCCAACCUUUAUCCUACCAAACCAAAAGAUUUGACUGCCUUUGUCAAUCUAGUAGAAUUUUGCAGUGAAAUACUACCAAGCAAGCAUGUGGAAUUCUUUGAAUCCUGGGUAUUUGUGUUUGGCUAUGAACUUAUUCUGCACUCUACACGACAGCCUUUGAUCAGUGGAUUUUACAAACUACUGUCUGUUGUAAUGAAAAACGCAAAGAAACUGAAGUACUUUGAGGGUUUCUAUACAGAAAGUUCUAAGAAUGGUCUAGAAGAUCCUGAAAAGCGUUCUUGCUUUGCACUGUUUUCAAAAUUUGGAAAAGAGGUAUCUGCCAAAAUGAAACAGUUUAAGGAUGAGCUUUUGGCAUCUUGUUUAACAUUUAUACUUUCUCUACCUCACAAUAUUAUCAUGUCCGACAUGAAAGCCUAUGUUCCAUUGUUACAAUCUGCAUUUCGGUUGGGCUUGAGCUGCCCCUCUCUUGCUAAUACUGGCCUUGAUGCCCUUGAAGAUUGGUCUUCCCGUAUUUGCCCAAGUGAAAUGCAGCCUUAUUACAAGGAUAUUCUACCAUCACUGGAUGGAUACUUGACUAAUUCAUCAUCUUCAGAUGACUUGCUUAGUCCUUUUGAAGUGAUGCGUCUGUCACGUGCAACCCAAAAGGGUUUCAAUAAAUAUCUUAUCCGGCAAAUAAAGAGAUCUCAAUCACUCUCAGUGAAGGAAGAGGCAUCCUUAUCAUCAGUGAGGAAUCGAGUAAUACGAAUACUUGGGUCUCUAGGAGGAAAAAUUAAUCACAGUUUGGUUACAGCUGCGUCAACUGAGGAAAUGCUAAGGAAUCAUGUGUCAUGGGACACAGAGAAGAGGCUAAGUUUUGCUGUGCCCUUUGCUGAUAUGAAACCUGUCAUCUACCUGGAAACAUUUCUGCCACGCGUCACUGAGCUGGCACUCUCUGCUAGUGACAGACAGACAAAGGUUGCAGCCUGUGAACUUUUGCACAGCAUGGUUACUUUUAUGUUGGGAAAAUCAUCUCAAAUACCUGAUGCAAAAGAAGGGCCUCCACCAAUGUACAGACUGUACAAGCGCACGUUUCCUGUACUGCUCCGCCUGGCUUGUGAUGUUGAUCAGGUAACAAGGCAGCUAUAUGAGCCACUUGUUAUGGGUCUCAUUCACUGGUUCACUAACAACAAGAAGUUUGAAAGCAAUGACACAGUGGCUUUACUGGAAGCUAUUUUGGAUGGCAUGGUGGAUCCUGGCGAUAGCACACUGAGAGACUUCUCUGGACAAUGCAUUAGAGAAUUCUUGAAAUGGUCGAUAAAACAGACAACACCUCAACAGCAAGAAAGAAGCCCUGUCAACACCCAAUCUUUAUUUAAAAGACUUUACAGUCUUGCUCUACAUCCUAAUGUGUUCAAGAGGCUGGGGGCUUCUUUAGCAUUCAACAACAUAUACAAAGAAUUAAGAGAGGAAUCAGCGCUGGUGGAACUGUUUGUGUUUGAAGUGUUAGUGGUUUAUAUGGAAAGCCUGGCGCUGUCUCAUGCAGAUGAAAAAUCUUUAGGAACUAUUCAGCAAUGUAGCGAUGCCAUUGACCAUCUAAAACGUAUUAUUGUUCACAAAGCCCCAUCCUUGAACCAGGCAUCUAAGCGGCGCAUACCAAGAGGAUUUCCUCCAAGCAAGACUCUUCGUCUCCUGGACAUUGUUAUGUGGCUGUUAGAACAAUGUGGGCGCCCUCAGGCUGAUUGCAGGCACAAGGCAAUGGAACUGUUCUUUGAAUUUGUUCCUUUAUUACCAGAAAAGAAAUCCCCAUCUGCCUGGUUGGAUGAGAUUAUUAAGAAAGAUGGUGUCAGUUUCUUGAUUGAUAGGUUUGAAGGUGCAGGCAAUAUGGAUCCAAAAAAUUGUGGAAUAUUGCACAUUGCCACUCUCCAUGAACUGAAAGAGGUCUUCACUUUGACAGCUGUAAUUCGGUGGAUGGACAUGUUGCUUGCAGCUCUGGAUUGCUACAAUACAUUUAUUGGCAUGCGUGUUUUGAAGCCACACACAUUGCUAGAUUCUUCACAAAAGUCAUCCUUUUUCAAAGCAUUGUACUUCUUCAUCAGCCAUCUUUCAAUGAAGGACAUCAGAGCAGCACAAACCUGCUUUACAAUAGGCUCCAAAUCCAAUGAUUUCAGCCCACAUGAGAUGGAACAGUACAACUACAGCAAAUGCACAAUUAUAGUACGCAUUAUGGAGUUUGUAACCAUGAUCUUAGAGAACUGCCAUCAGGAUUUCUGGAAGACGCUUGAAAAGGAUCUGCUAAAUAAUUUUUUGUGGGAAUUAACUGCAGUCACUGUAUGUGAUCCGUGUAGUAUUGGGUUCAACACAGCAGACGUUCAAGUGAUGAAGAACCUGCCUGAUGUUUGCAUACAUUUACUGACAGCACUGGUGAAAUCGCCGUAUAAGAGACCCCUAGAGAUGGCAUUGCAGAAAAACGUAACACUUAAAUGCAUUGAAGACCUGUGCUCUCUUGAGUUGUAUGAUCCAGAUGCCAAACAUGACCGUAUCAAGUUGGGUGCCACUCUUUCUGCUUGUAAGCAGCUUCAGAAGGCAGAGCUGCUGAAUUCCACCUUGCAGACACAGGUUACAAGGCUCAGCUUUUCUGUUGGAUCCAAACUUCUUUCCGUUGUGUAUAAAGGUAUUGCCCCUGGUGAUGAGAGAAAGUCCCUUCCAUCCCUAGACAUCAGCAGUAAACGUCUUGCUGAGGGUAUUCUACAACUGGCUUUUAGUUUCAGUGGACAGAGUGAAGAACUUGUAAGUCUCCUGCUGAACACAAUGGUGUUGUCAGUACCUUUGUCAGGAAGUUCACAAAGAAGUUUCAUUAACUUUUCUCAUGGGGAAUAUUUCUACAGUUUGUUUUCUGAAACCAUCAACACUCAACUUUUAAAAAAUCUGGAUGCUGUAGUUGUACAUCUGCUGAAAUCCUCUACAGAAAAUCCUAAAAUGGUAAGCACCAUCUUGAAUGGCAUGCUCGAUCAAAGUUUUAGACAACGUGCAGUCCGAAAACAACAAGGUGUUGCUUUGGUAAAUGCUGUACUACAAAACUGGCUGAAGCUAGAGAGCUGGUGGGACAAAGAUUCAUCACCUGAGAGCAAAAUGGCAGUGCUGACAUUACUUGCUAAAGUACUACAGAUUGAUUCUUCUGUGUCUUUUGAUACAAGUCACCCAGCUUUCAGCAAUGUGUUUAAGACUUACACAAGUCUUCUCACAGAUCAAAAACUUGGUCUUAAUUUGAAGAGUCAGACUAUUAUAAUUCUUCCUUUCUUUACCAACCUCAAAGAUGAAAGACUUGAGGAGUUAAAAAAUACACUUGAGCAGUUUGUUGCCUUUAAUUUUCCAAUGAGAUCUGAUGAGUUUCCUAAAGGCACCUUACGGUACAAUAAUUAUGUGGACACGGUGAAGAAGUUCUUGGAUGCACUGGAGCUGUCCCGAAAUCCACUGCUCUUGCAGCUCAUGGCAGAAAUUCUUUGUCGUGACAGCAAACAUAUCAUGGAAGAAUUGUUUCAGAAAAGCUUCAAAGCAGUUAUUCUGAGGGGCAAUUCUGAUGAACAAGUCAUCCUGAUGAAUACUUUGCACAGCAUGUUUACCAGUGAAAAUCUUCUGUCAAAUACAACCAGGCAGGCUAUAAUUGACCGAUGCCUUCUGACUCUCCUGUGGAAAUGCAGCCUUGAUUCUUUGAAAGAGUUCUUCUGCAAAAUCGUUACUCUAUCAGUGGAUACUCUCAAAGGCAGAUUAAUCAAGACAUCAGAAGCAUUAUUUGAAACACAGCUUACCAAGAAAUUGGGAUAUUAUAAAAUGCUGGAAGUUCUUUAUUCCCGUCUCUCCAGAGAUGAUAUUUAUUCCAAACAAUCCGGAAUAAAUCAUGCUUUUGAAGGAUCAUCUAAUGUAGAAGGAAAUCAACUCACUAAGACUCUAAUCAAAUUGUGCUAUGAUGCAUAUACUGAGAACAUGAGUGGUGAAAGCCAGCUCCUGGAGAAGAGGCGAGAAUAUCACUGUGCUGCAUAUAACUGUGCUAUGGCAGUUGUGGCCUGCACUCAGACUGACAAUAAAUUCUACCAGGCGUUUCUUUUCUCAGAAAAAAAGGAAAAGAAUGUGCUCAUAUUUGAAAACAUAAUAGACCUUCACCGACAGUACUCUUUUCCUAUAGAAGUUGAGGUGCCAAUGGAACGAAGGAAAAGGUACUUUACUAUACGCAAGGAAGCAAGAGAAGCUACAAAUGCAGAUUCUGAUGAGCCCCAGUACUUAUCUUCACAGUCAUAUAUGGCAGAUAGCAGCCUGAGUGAAGAAAUGAGCCAGUUUGAUUUCUCUACUGGAGUCCAGAGUUUUUCCUACAGUUCACAGGAUCCAAUUAAAUCUCAGAGACGUAACAGAAGGAAGGAACUAAGCUCAGAAGCUCAGGCAUCAGAUGAUGUCAUGGAGUUUGAAAUGGAUGAACUGAAUCUGCAUGAAUGUAUGACAUCUAUGUCUGGACUGAUUAAACACAUGCAGCAAAAUGCAAUCACACCAAAAGUUGAGGAGGGAGUCGCUCCAGAAGACCUGCCCCCAUGGAUGAAAUAUUUGCAUACCAAGCUUGGAAAUCCAUCCACCCCACUGAACAUUCGUCUUUUUAUUUCUAAGCUUAUCGUGAACAAUGAAGAGGUUUUUCGACCCUAUGCAAAGUUUUGGAUUAGCCCCUUAUUGCAGCUGAUUGUGUCUGGAAACAAUGGUGGAAAAGGGAUUCAUUACAUGGUGGUAGAGACAGUUGUGACCCUUCUGUCUUGGUCGAGCUUUGCAACACCAACAGGGCUUGCAAAGGAUGAGAUCCUGGCUAACAGAUUGCUUGAAUUCUUGAUGACACAUGCGUUUCAUGAAAAGAAAGCAGUGUACAGGCACAACCUCGAGAUCAUUAAAACAGUCCUGGAAUGCUGGAAGGAUUGUCUUUCUAUUCCAUACAAGUUAAUAUACAGUGGUUUUUCUGGCACUGACCCCAACAAGAAAGAUAACUCUGUGGGAAUUCAGUUAUUAGGUUUAGCUGUGGCUAAUAACUUUCCUCCAUAUGACCCAAAAUGUGAAAUCGAUUAUGACCGGUACUUUAAAGCACUAAUCAACAAUCUAACAUUUACAAGAUUUAAAGAGGUUUAUGCGGCAGCGGCAGAAGUCCUGGGACAUGUCCUUCGUUACAUUGCUGAGAAAGAGAAAAGCAUAGAAGGCCCUGUGUUUGACUACGUGGUGGAAAAACUAAAACAGCAUCAUGCAAGCAAUAAAGAAGACAAGUUCAUAAUGUGUUUGAACAAAGUAGUGAAGAAUUUCCCCAUAUUUGCUGACAGGUUUAUGGCCAUUGUUCUUUUCUUGCUACCAAAACUUCACGGAGUUCUGAAGACACAGUGUCUGGAGAUAAUAAUGUUCAGGGCUGAAGAAAUACCAGACCUUUAUAUUGAGCUAAAAAAUAAAGACUUCAAACAGAUUAUGAGCAACCGAGAUGAUGAAAGGCAGCGGGUAUCUCUAGAUAUCAUUUAUAAGAUGUUAUCCAAACUGAAACCUGCAGAGCUGCGAGAACUAUUGCCUUCUGUGAUUGCAUUUAGCUCACACAAUUUUCCUGUUUGUCGUGAACGGAUGUAUGACAUUCUCAUGUGGGUUUACGAUAACUACAGAGAUCCAGAAAGCCAGUUAGAUAACGAUUCACAUAAUGUUUUCAACAUGGUUAAAGAGGCAUUACUGGAAGGACUGGUGGAUGGAAAUGCUGAACUCCAGCUUAUUGUCAGGAAUUUUUGGAGCAAUGAAACUCGGUUACCAACUGGCACAAUGGAUCGUAUGUUAGCUGUGCUUAGCUCUUUAUAUUCCACAAAGAUUGAAAAGCACUUUUUAAGCCUAUCCACCAACUUGCUUCUCGAAAUGACCAGCAGGAGUCCAGAUUAUGUCAGGCAGAUGUUUGAGCAUCCCCUGUCAGAAUGCAAGUUUCAGGAUUACACUGUUGAAUCCAACUGGCGCUAUCGCAGUACUGUUCUCACACCAAUGUUUGUGGAAACUCAGGCUUCUCAAAGCAGCUACAGGUCUAGAACACAAGGAUCCUUGUCCGAGGCAGAGCUUGGGGCAGCCCAACUGAGAGCCACUCAGCAACACUAUCAGUUUACACCCACACAGAAUAUAGGUGGCAGAAGUUCCUAUAACUGGCUGACUGGAAGUAGCAUGGACACGCUUGCAGAUUACACCAUAGACUCUUCAGAGUCUGUGUCCUCAGGAUUACUCUUUACAAGCAGACGGACUGACAAAACACGUAGGGGCCCUUUAAAACCCCUGGGGCCUAACUUUGGAAAACAGAGACUGGGGCUUCCUGGAGAUAAAACAGACAGCAAAGCCGAAGGCAUAGUUGAAACAUCUGAAAUCUUGAGAUUGCGCAGGCGUUUUUUGAAGGACCGAGAAAAGACAAGUAUCAGCUUUGCAAGAAAGGGAGUGGCGGAACAAAAAAGAGAACAGGCAAAAAAAGUUGAGCAAAAGAUGAAGCAAGAUGCUCAAAUCAUUUUAUAUCGAAAUUACCGGCAUGGAGACUUGCCAGAUAUACAGAUUGCAUACAGCUCACUCAUUGCACCUCUGCAAGCAUUAGCACAGAGAGACCCUACUCUAGCAAAACAACUGUUCAGUUCAUUGUUUACCGGGAUCCUGGAGGAAAUAAAGAUCAGCAGUAGCUCAUCCCCAAUGAAGGACUUAAUAACAAAACUGCUUUUUCAAUUCAACCACUUCUUGAGCAGCACAGUGUCCUAUUUUCCACCAUUCAUUGCAUGUGUUCAGAAUAUGUGUUAUCAUCAUGAUGAACUCCUUAGUUUGAACCCAGCAAGUGUGAGCACAAGUAGUAUAGAAAGUCUGCAGCAGCCACUGGGCAUCCUGCUCCUUGAGAAAGGACUGCAGCAACUUCAAUUACCAGAGGAGCCUCCAGCAAAGAAAAUGCGGGGAAGGACUGAGCCUCCUCCUGAUGUCAACAGAUGGUUACAGCUUGCACGGUUGUAUCGCUCCAUUAAUGACUAUGAUGUCCUUCGAGGCAUUUUCAGUGGGAAAAUUGGAACAAAAAGUGAAACUCAACUUGCUUUAAUGGCAGAAGCAAAAUCUGAUUAUGCCGAAGCUGCAAAAUUGUAUGAUAAAGCACUGCAGAAGACCUUUUCAGAUGGGGAUCCCUUUGAAGCAGAGAAGGAUUUUUGGGAAAUUGCUUCUAUGGAAUGUUACAAUAAACUGACAGAAUGGCAGCCGCUUGAAUACUGCUCGACUCUCAACAUUGACAGUGCAAACCCUCCAGAUCUCAACAAAGUGUGGAAUGAUCCUUUUUAUCAGGAAAAUUAUCUGCCUUACAUGAUCCGUAGUAAAGUGAAGUUGCUUCUUCAUGGAAAGGAAGACCAAUCUUUAUUAACUUUUAUUGAUGAAGCCAUGAAGGUGGAACAGAGAAAAGUUUUGAUGGAAACCUUCUAUAGUCAGGAGAUGAGUCUUCUAUACAUAAUGCAAGAUGAUUUUGACCGGGCAAAAUAUUACAUCAAAAAUGGAAUUGACGUCUUUAUGCAGAACUAUUCAAGCAUUGAUUCACUGAUGUGUCAGAGCAGAUUAACUGAACUACAGUCGGUUCAGGCUCUCUCAGAAACUCAGGAUUUUAUUGAAUUUAUCCGUGUUCCAGGCAAUUUAACAUCUUUGCCAGCACUAAAACGAUUACUUAAACGUUGGAAAAGUAGAUAUCCAGAUGAUAAAAUGGACCCUAUGAAUAUUUGGGAUGACAUAAUUACAAACAGGUGUUUCUUCCUUGAUAAAAUCCAGGAAAAACUUUCCAGUCAGCAUAUGGAUGAGAGUAUGGAAAUAGAUAAUGAAGCAGAUGACAGUGAGGCUAUGGAAGUGGAUAAGAAAGAAGAUGUAAACUUUUUGAUGAAAGAAUGCAAAUUUGUGAUGAAAAUGAAAAUGGUGGGCAGUGCUAGAAAACAGAAUAACUUUUCUGUUGCAAUAAAACUUUUGAAAGAACUUCACCGUGAGUCUAAAACUAAUGAAAACUGGUUGUUGAAAUGGGUUCACAGCUACUGUAGCUACAGUCACAGCCGCAGCAAGAGCCAGAGCUGUCCUGAACAGAUACUUACUAUACUAAAAACAAUCUCCUUACUGGAGGAAACAAGUCCAGAAUAUGUAAACAAAAAUCCAUGUGCAUCCAAAUAUCAUAACAUAUUAUUGGGAGCCACUUACAGAAUCAUGGGAAAUGCAAUAUGCAAGGAGCCAGACAGUCUGGAAAGAAUUGAGACAUCAAAGGCUGGAAGAGUCGUACAGCUUGCAGAAUCAGCAGAUGAGGUAGCAGCGGGACUGUAUAGGAAGUCCCUUCAUUACUUAAAAUGUGCAGCCAGAAAAGCUUCAGAAGAGGAACAGUCAUGCUCGAAGGAAAACACUGACCGCAAAGGAGUCAUUAAAGCUUACAUGACCUUGGUGGACUUUUGUGACGCACAUCUCCGGAAAGUAGAAGACAACUCAUCAGUAUUGAAUGCACAGGACCUGAAACAGUUUCCUGAAAUCAUUGUGGAAAAAAUGAUUAGAGCAUUAAAAUUAGAGUCUGAAGAAGCACGGCUAAAAUUUCCAAGAUUGCUUCAAAUUAUUGAAUUGUAUCCCUCUGAAACUUUGGACUUGAUGACUAGAGAGGUCAGUUCAGUUGCAUGCUGGCAAUUUAUUGGCUGGAUCAGUCAGAUGAUGGCGAUGCUUGACAAGAAGGAAGCUAUUGCGGUGCAUUUUAUAAUAGAAGAAAUUGCUGACCAUUACCCCCAGGCUCUUGUGUACCCCUUUAUGAUUAGUGGGGACAACUAUAGCUUUGCGGGCACAGUGGAUGGGCACAGAAAUAAAGAUUUUGUGGAAAGAAUUCAAAACAAGUUGGAUAAAAAUGGAUUAGGUGGAGAAUUCAUCAAGGCUCUGGAGCAACUGUCUAAUCCUGUUUUGAUAUUAAAGGACUGGAAAAGUGACGUUUUCAUUGAACUGUCUAAAGUAAAGCCAGACAAAAGUAAAAUUAAGAAGUUGUAUAAGGAGAUGCAUUCAGUUUUGUGCAACGCGAAUGACCCCUUCUUUGGGUCAUUCAGAAAGAGGUUUGCAGAGAAAUAUGCAAAGGAAAUUGAAAAAUUGUGUGGAAAAGAUGGAUCCCAGCUUGUUACUAUGAAAGCUGAAGAUUUCAAUAAAAAGUUUUCUUCAAACUUGUCAAAAAUUCAAGAACCGCCAAAUGAACCAGGAAACCUAAAAGAAUAUUCUCCAUGGAUGAGCAAUUUCAAGCCAGAGUUUUCCAGAAGUGAAUUAGAGAUUCCUGGCCAGUAUAAUGGAAGAAGCAAUCCUCUGCCUGAGUAUCAUGUAAAGAUUUCUGGAUUUGAUGAAAGGGUUAAAGUUAUGAGCUCCAUCAGAAAACCCAAGCGUAUUGUUAUCCGAGGAAAUGAUGAGCGGGACUAUCCGUUUCUGGUGAAAGGCGGUGAAGACCUACGCCAGGACCAGCGCAUUGAGCAGCUCUUUGACAUCAUGAAUAUCAUCCUCUCCCAGGACGCAGCUUGCAGCCAGAGAUAUGUGCAGAUAAAGACAUACCAAGUGAUACCCAUGACCACACGAAUUGGAAUGAUUGAGUGGCUGGAGAACACAUGCACUUUAAAAGACUUUAUUUUAAGAGCAAUGACUGAAAAUGAAAAGAAGGACUUCACUGGAAAGUGUAACCCAGAAGCACAUUACAGAGCCUGGCUGGACAAGAAGGACAAAGAUGGCAGCCCACUGCAACACUGUAAUACAUACAAAAAUGCUAAUAAUUCCUCCACAGUGAAGUCUUUCAGGGAAAGAGAAGCUCUUGUUCCUGGAGACCUGUUACGACGGGCCUUUGUAAAGAUGAGCACGACUCCUGAAGCUUUUCUUACCCUGCGCUCCCACUUUGCCCGCUCACAUGCUUUGCUGUGCAUCAGUCACUGGAUACUUGGCAUAGGAGAUCGCCACCUGAGCAAUUUCAUGGUCAAUAUGGAGACUGGGGGAAUGAUUGGCAUUGACUUUGGUCAUGCUUUUGGUACUGCUACGCAGUUUUUACCUGUUCCUGAGCUGAUGCCAUUCCGCCUGACCCGCCAGAUCGUUAACCUGUUGUUGCCUAUGAAGGAAGUUGGAUUAUUUGAUUCAGUUAUGAUACAUGCCUUACGAGCCUUUCGAACGAAUCCUGAUCUCCUCAUCAGCACUAUGGAUGUAUUUGUGAAGGAGCCAUCGUUAGACUGGAAGAAUAAUGAGGCAAGGCAGAUGAAGAAGGGGGUAAGCUGGCUUAAGGACAUAAACACAACAUCACAGGGUUGGUAUCCUGUGCAGAAAAUUAACUGUGCAAGAAGAAAAUUAAGUGGUGUAAAUCCAGUUGAAAUCACAUGUGAGGAGCUGCGAUUGGGACAUGAAACUGGUCAGUUUUAUAAAGGUUUCCGGGCUGUUGCACAAGGAGAGAAAGAACAUAAUAUCAGGGCAAGAGAAGCAGCUGAAGGACUUUCUGAAGAGACGCAAGUCCAGUGCCUAAUCGAUCAGGCCACAGAUCCCAACAUCCUUGGCAGAGCUUGGAAAGGUUGGGAGCCCUGGAUAUAAAAGCCAAGGUGCAUGAAAUGCGUACACUU
Nanorana parkeri is the source of this 13475-nucleotide messenger RNA. It is a transcript of the gene PRKDC, whose product is annotated as protein kinase, DNA-activated, catalytic polypeptide. Gene Ontology annotation, cellular component: nucleus. Lineage: Eukaryota; Metazoa; Chordata; Amphibia; Anura; Dicroglossidae. Gene Ontology annotation, molecular function: protein binding; DNA-dependent protein kinase activity. Gene Ontology annotation, biological process: telomere maintenance; immunoglobulin V(D)J recombination; double-strand break repair via nonhomologous end joining. The transcript is spliced from 84 exons. The record is from RefSeq and is a predicted model, not a curated record. The coding region runs from base 1 to 13446 and encodes 4481 amino acids.